CCUCAUAACUCAUUUAUUUUUAGACAAGAAGAAGAAGAGAGGAAAAGGUGGAGCAAUUUCGUGUUUCAAAAAUCAAAUACGAGGAGAAAAAGGCAGAGUGUCUCUCAGGUCCAAGUUCUGUUCCAAGGGUUUUCUUCUAAGGGUUUUAACUUUUCCCCCCAAAAAUUUUCUGCCAUGGAAACAACUCCUCCUUCUCAGCCAAAGAAGCGUGGGAGGCCAAAGGGUUCUUCAACCAAAACCAAAGAGGAAAGAGAUAAGGAGCUCCAACACAGGAUGAGAGGUAGUAUUACUGAUAAGAAAGCGGCUGCUAAUGCUAUCGACGAGAAAUAUGUUCAGUGGAAGUCACUCGUCCCUGUUCUCUACGACUGGUUCGCUAAUCACAACCUCGUUUGGCCUUCCCUCUCUUGCAGGUGGGGUCCAAUAGUUGAGCAGGGUGCUUUGAAAAACCGCCAGCGACUCUAUCUCUCUGAACAGGCAAGCUAACAUGGCGCAUGAUUGUUCUUUUUGG
Messenger RNA from Nicotiana tabacum (common tobacco), 508 nucleotides. Lineage: Eukaryota; Viridiplantae; Streptophyta; Magnoliopsida; Solanales; Solanaceae. The record is from RefSeq and is a predicted model, not a curated record.